GGUCACAGGGAUCGGCCACCCCUCGUCCUGCUCCACGGGCUCUUUGGUAGCCACAGCAACUUCCAGACGGUGGCCAAGACACUGGCGCGCCGUGGUAGCGGCAAGGCAGGUGCUGACAGUGGACGCCCGGAACCACGGCAGCAGCCCCCACAGCCCCGUGAUGACAUAUGAAGCGAUGAGCCUGGACGUGCAGCACCUCCUGAGCCGCCUGGGCAUCACCAAGUGCAUCCUCGUGGGACACAGCAUGGGGGGCAAGACAGCCAUGACGCUGGCCUUGCAGCGGCCAGACCUGGUGGAGCGCCUCAUCUCCGUAGACGUUGGUCCUGCCCCAACAGCCCCCGUGUCCGAGUUCUCUGCCUACAUCUCGGCCAUGAAGGAGGUGAAGGUCCCGGCGGGGCUGUCCCGCUCGGCAGCGCGCCAGCUGGCCGAUGACCAGCUGCAGCCCGUGGUCAAGCUCCCACAGCUGAGACAGUUCCUCCUCACCAACCUGGUGGAGGUGGAGGGCUGCUACGUGUGGCGGGUGAACCUGGAGGCCAUUUCCCGGCACCUGACAGAUCUCAUGAACUUCCCUGUGUUCCAAAAGCCAUAUCCUGGUCCUGCACUCUUCUUGGGAGGGUCCGACUCGCCCUAUAUCAGCUCCAGAGACUACCCAGAGAUCGAACGUCUCUUCCCCAAGGCAGAGAUCCAGUACAUUAAAGGUGCAGGCCACAUAGUCCAUCAGGAUAAAUUUGAAGAAUUCAUCACUGCUGUCCUCAAUUUCCUGCCACAGCUGUAGCACUGGGGACCAGGGUUUGUGCAAGGACCAUGUGGGUCCCGAGGAGCUCUGGACAGUGAUGCAGGGCUCAGGCUCUGAGGAUGGGCUCAGCUGGGACUGGCUGGCCUCACUGCAGUCUGAUCCUGCCUGCAAGACCUUCUCCCAUCCUGAUUCUCCUGCAGCCAGAGCAGAGAGACACCUGCAUCCUGCUGAGAUCUCCUGCCACCUCUCAGGGAGAUGGGGUACCGGUGGCUCAGGACUGUCCUGCCUGCACAGGGGUGUCAGGUACACAGAGGGGCAGGAGAGCUCUCUUGUUUUCCUGCUGCCAGACCCUCCCAUGGAUCUGGCUGUGACUUUGCAGAAUGUGCAAUAAAGCUGAAUCCAUG
Melospiza georgiana is the source of this 1140-nucleotide messenger RNA. RefSeq names its product abhydrolase domain containing 11 (gene ABHD11). The record is from RefSeq and is a predicted model, not a curated record. Lineage: Eukaryota; Metazoa; Chordata; Aves; Passeriformes; Passerellidae. The coding region runs from base 161 to 775 and encodes 204 amino acids. Gene Ontology annotation, cellular component: mitochondrion. The transcript is spliced from 5 exons.